AUGAGUCAUCAUGGCUGCGGCGACCGCGAUCCUCAAUCUUAUCGCAACAUCUGCAGUCUUUCCAAGCCUCAUCACUACUUCCUACCUACAAUCAAACACAAAACUCGCCAGUCGCACCCUCGUACUAUCUUCUCGGGAACUGCUUCUGACACACCCAAUAUGGCUUCUUCAAAUGUCAACGUCCUAUUGUCGUCCUUUCCGGGACUGUCGCUGCCAGCGACACUUUCGUUCACCUUGCCAUCGACAGCGAGCACAUCAGACCUGACGGCCAAGAUCGCAUCAUAUCUCCCGUCAUCACUUUCUCUUCAGUCGCUCGUCCUUACUACAACAAAUAACAAACACCUCACGGCCACCUCCGAAUGUAUCCAAUCUUUACUCCCGACCCGCGAUGGCGUCUUUACCUCUACACUCCUUCCGCUUCGCCUGACUGCCCCCACCUGUGGUGGUAAAGGUGGUUUCGGCUCCCAACUGCGUGCCGCUGGUGGCCGCAUGUCCAGCAAGCGCAAGCGCAAUCAAGGUGACAACAAUGGCUCCAGUCGCAACCUCGAUGGCCGCCGACUACGCACUGUCAACGAGGCAAAGGCGCUCGCGGAGUACCUUGCUGUCAAGCCAGAAAUGGACAAGAAAGAAAAGGAGGAACGCCAGCGCCGAUGGCAGUCCGUGGUGGAGAUGGCCGAAAAGCGCCAAGACGAAGUGAAGAACGGCAACGGCAGGCAGAAGCUGGAUGGACAGUGGAUGGAAGACAGGGAGGAAAUGAGCGAAAAGACCCGUGAGGCAGUCCUACGGGCUGUGAAGGAUGGCGAAUGGACAGACAAUCUUCGCGACGCAAUUCUGGGUGGAUCCAGCACCAGCGCCAGCGACGAGGGCAGUGAGGAGGAUGCUUCAUCCAGCGAGGACGAAGAAAGCGAGGAAAAUGGAGAAUCAUCCAAUGCUGUUGCUGGGCCCUCUGUGCCUCAAAAGGCUGCACCCAGGAAGUUCAUUGGUUUCGAUGAUGACGACGAGUUCAUGAGCGACUCCGAUGACGAGGUGGAUGAAUCUAGCAAGGGAAAGGGAAAGGCGCGUGCUUGA
Molecule: messenger RNA, 1068 nt
Organism: Penicillium samsonianum
Lineage: Eukaryota; Fungi; Ascomycota; Eurotiomycetes; Eurotiales; Aspergillaceae
Product: telomere maintenance SDE2 family protein
Exons: 1
Coding region: 1-1068 (355 amino acids)
Cellular component (GO): nucleus
Source: RefSeq, a predicted model, not a curated record